Messenger RNA from Phanerochaete carnosa HHB-10118-sp, 1344 nucleotides. RefSeq lists its product as uncharacterized. The transcript has 4 exons. NCBI's taxonomy places the organism in Eukaryota, Fungi, Basidiomycota, Agaricomycetes, Polyporales, Phanerochaetaceae. The record is from RefSeq and is a predicted model, not a curated record. Bases 50 to 1198 code for a protein of 382 amino acids.
GUCUCUUACACACCUCCUCAGCAGAAACCUCUAGAAACUACACACUAAAAUGUCUGUCUGGGCUCCCCCUGCUCUGCCUCCCACCAAGCUCGGCAUCCACAGACCCCUCGCUUCUCGUGCCGGUGUCCAUGUCUCCCCUAUCCAGCUCGGUGCCAUGAGCAUCGGCGACAAGUGGCAGGCGUUCGGCAUGGGCAGUAUGGACAAAGAUUCGAGCUUCAAGCUGCUCGACGCGUUCUACGACGCUGGCGGCAACUUUGUCGACACCGCGAAUAACUACCAAGACGAGUCGUCCGAGGAGUUCAUCGGCGAGUGGAUGGAGCAGCGCGGCAUCCGCGACCAGAUCGUGCUGGCCACCAAGUACACGACCGACUUCCGCCGCGGCAAGGGCGGCCAGCACAGUGCCUUCGUCGGCAACAGCGUCAAGUCGAUGCACACUUCCGUCACCGCGUCUCUGAAGAAGCUCCGAACGGACUACAUUGACAUUCUGUAUUUGCACUGGUGGGACUACACUACGUCCGUGGAAGAGGUCAUGGACGGCCUGCAUACGCUGAUCCAGCAGGGCAAGGUUCUGUACCUCGGUGUCUCCGACACGCCGGCGUGGGUCGUCUCGCAGGCAAACACGUACGCGCGGCUGACGGGCAAGACGCCGUUCACGAUCUACCAGGGCAAGUGGAGCAUCAUGGACCGCGACUUUGAACGCGACAUCCUCCCCAUGUGCGUCGCGCAAGGCAUGGCCGUCGCACCCUGGAAUGUUCUCGCGGGCGGGAAGAUCCGGACGGACGCGGAGGAACGGCGCCGCCUUGAGUCCGGCGAGGGGGGUCGCCAGCUGUUCGGAGACUGGAAGCGCACGCCUGAGGAGCGCCAGGUCUGCCUCGAGCUCGAGCAGGUCGCGACGGAGGUCGGCGCGAAGAGCAUCACGUCGGUCGCGAUAGCGUGGAUCAUGCAGAAGGCGCCGCACGUGUUCCCGAUCGUCGGCGGGCGCAAGGUCGAGCACCUACACGACAACAUCGAGGCGCUGUCGGUCCACUUGAGCGACGAGCAGAUCGCGCGCCUGGAUAGCGCCGUGCCGUUCGACAAGGGGUUCCCGUACACCGGCUUUGGCGACGGGACGAGUUAUAAUUUCCUACACCAGUCUGCUGGCCACUUCCAGAGAUGGCCAAAAGCUGGUCCCAUCAAACCCGAGCUUUCGAAGCAGUAGGCGUGAGGGCUGCAUGCCUAGUCAGAGUGAUACACUCCCAACGAGUCUGGAAUAUACUACCUCAGCUAUAAUGUGUAAAUCGAGAUCGUAUCGCGUACCCAGGCCGAUUGUCUUUUGCGACAAAUUAGAAGGAAAAGUUAGACCUU